AUGGGGGGACCCGCUGGCACUCAAAUGCCGAGUCCUCGCCAACCCUUGCUGCUACUGCUGCUGUCGCUAUGGCCAGUUUGGGCCCAGAUGCCCACCGAGGCGGCCUGGUGGGGAGCCCCCGAUUGCCCCGAGGCGUGUGCGUGCGCGCCGGGCGGCGAGGCUAACUGUUCGGGGCGCGGCCUGACCGCCGUGCCCGCGGGUCUGGGCCGGCGCGUGCGUGCCCUGGUGCUGGCCCACAACCGCGUGCAAGCGCUUCCGCCCUUGGCCUUUGUGCCCGCGGGCGGGCUGCUGCGUCUGGACCUCCGCAGCAACGGGCUGCUGCGGGUGCACGCGCGUGCCUUCUGGGGUCUGGCGGCCCUGCAGCAGCUCGACCUAGGCGCCAACCGGCUGGAGGCGCUGGAUCCGGGCACCUUCGCGCCGUUACGCGCACUGCGCACCCUCUCGCUGGCGGGCAACCGACUGGCGCGCCUGGACCCCGCGGCCCUGGGUGCGCUCCCGAUGCUGCGGGAGCUCGGCCUGCAGGACAACUCGCUGGCGGCCCUGGCGCCCGGCGUGCUGACCGCCCUGCCCGCACUCCGCGCCCUGCGCCUGCCGCGCAACCCCUGGGUCUGUGGCUGCGCGCUGCGCCCGCUCUGCGCCUGGCUCCGCCGCCACCCGGGGCCCCAGCCAGAGACGGAGACGCCAAUGUGCGCGUGGCCGGGCCGCCCGACGCCCAGGCCCCUGGCCGCCUUCCCCGACGAGGCCUUCAGCCACUGCUCGCAGCCGCUCACCCCGCGGGACCUGGCCGUGGUCUACGUGCUCGGGCCGAUCUCGUUCCUCGCCAGCCUGGCCGCCUGCCUGGCGCUGGGCUCCGCGCUCACCGCUUGCCGCCGCCUUCGCCCCCUCGCCACCCGUCCCGCACCUCCCCGGCCACCGAAGCCGAAGCCCGCAGACCCUGGAAACCAGCCGGCCCCGCGGGCCUGA
Suncus etruscus (white-toothed pygmy shrew) is the source of this 963-nucleotide messenger RNA. RefSeq names its product leucine rich repeat containing 26 (gene LRRC26). Lineage: Eukaryota; Metazoa; Chordata; Mammalia; Eulipotyphla; Soricidae. Bases 1 to 963 code for a protein of 320 amino acids. Gene Ontology annotation, cellular component: voltage-gated potassium channel complex. The record is from RefSeq and is a predicted model, not a curated record. Gene Ontology annotation, molecular function: transmembrane transporter binding; potassium channel activator activity; voltage-gated potassium channel activity. The transcript has 2 exons.